AGCUGCCUCUGCACAUGAAACUGGGAUAAGAGAAAAAUAUAUUAAUUCAGCCUAUGGAAGAAGGUGACUUUUAUACAUUAAUACAACAUGUUGCUUAGAGGAGGUUUGGAGAUCACAAAAAGGUGCCUGGCAAAAGCCCUGAGCAUGUGUUGGUGAAAAACAAUUAGAUUAUUACAGCCAUCAAUCACCUGAUUGCUUGAGAGUAAAUCUGGUUUUCAGGAGGGCCUCUCUUUCUUUUGGUGAACACAAAAGAUCUUUUGAAGUCAGUGGUUACUAAAAACUGUUUGGUUACCAACGUUAUUCAGAAUAUCUUCGUUGUUUAAAAGAAGAAUGAAGUUCAAUACAGGUUUGGAACAACUUAAGGGUGGGUAAAUGAUUAAAAUUUUCAUUUUGGGUUGAACUGUCCCUUUAAGUUGGGAAUAUUUUAGGUUGUUGGUUAUUAUAAAAGACAACAUGCUUGCAAUGCACUAGCUACAAUGACAAUUCACCAGCCAUUUCAAGGUUUUUAACGUCAUGGGACGUUAUUGUGAAGCAGUAAUUUUCCAUUGCUACUGCUUGAGUAGUAUAAGAAAACCUGUUGGCUUUUUGCUGGUCAGACGUAUUGAAACAUACGCAACAAAGAUUAUUCAAUAAACUCGACUCCUUUUUUUUAUCUUCAUGAUCUAACACAAUCAAUUGAGGACAUGAAGAUGAAGAGAACACAAGAAAUCAGAGAAAAUAUGAUAAAUGCAGAAGAAGAGAAACUUUGGGACAAAGCAGAGCAUUUUGAAGAAAUAAAAGCGGAUAGAAAAUUGCCAGAAGAGUACUAUCAUGGGCUUGAGGAUCUACCCUGGAAUCUGAACUCACUGGAGCAGUUACUGUAUAUCAGCCUGCCAACAUGGAUACAAAGAGCUUUGCUUUGCAACUUAGCAGAGAAUUUUGGCAUCUGGACAUGUCAUAACAACACCCUGCCUUUUCGUCUCAUAUCCUACACCCUACUGCCAUUCACUUUGCCUGCAACAUCUGUCAUCUCAUUCAUCUAUAGAUUUUUGUGCUGGGUGAAGAAAAUUCCCCAGCUGGCUCUGAAUGCAGGCAGGGAAUUCAAACAGGAAGUAAUCACACAUCUGCAGUUAGUCUUUGCACACUUGAGAAGACUUAUGCUGAACAGAUUCCUGCUUUUGCAAAUUCUACCUUUGGUCUCCAUUUUUUCUUGGAUUCUUGCACCCUGGUCCUGUUUGCCAUCUCUUCCUUUUACUUUCCUUCCCUGUUUCUCUUUUCCUUUACUUUCUCGUGCUUUGCGUUUCCUGCCACGCCGUCUCUCCACUUCAACCUCAAAGAAGCAGCCGGAGUGCAGGAGCCAGACUCAGCCUCUCUCGUCUAGACGGCGAUCUCUCCUCUGCUUCCAGCUCUCUGGAUCCAGCAGUUUCUGCAAAAAGACAGAUAGCAUCCUUACAGAUGCAGAGGCACAAUCUUCAGCCUUCCUCUUGCAGCUCAACGUGGAAUUAGAAAUGGACAGCCAUCCUGAACCACUACAGCUUCAGAAGGACGCACUAGACUGUGAGGGAAGUUUAUUACUAAACACAGAAGUAGAUGAGAAUCUCUCAUCUCCUUUUAUUUCUUACAUGGAUGUAGAAGAGGAAGACUGAACGACAAUGCAGUCAAAAGUCUCUACUGUAGAAUAAUAGAAUAUUUGGGCAAUACUCUGAAUAUGGCAAUGUAUACUAGGUACAUAUCAGUGUUGUUGUAAUAAUUACUUGGAAAUUGAAAUUGAGCCGAAAUAAAAUAUGAAUAUUAGAUAUAUUGCUUUGGGAAUGAACUGAAAAUCAGUUGAAGUAUUUAAGUUACUAAAAUUAAAUCUAAUAAUAAUAAUAAAAACAAAACCAAUAAAAAAAUGUAAAUCACAUAAUGACAAAUGUAGAAUUUAGUAAACAUGUAAUAAUAAACAUGCCACAGUGAUAUUCUGGUUUAUGUAAUUCUGUAAUAAUCUAAUAAAUGUUUUAUCAAGUUGAACUUUUGACAGACUUUGCAUAUUGUAAAAAUGGAUCAAAUAGAGCAAUGAAAACAUUGCACAAAUCAGCAUUAAACUGUAUCACUCAAUAGUUGGC
Molecule: messenger RNA, 2084 nt
Organism: Carassius auratus (goldfish)
Lineage: Eukaryota; Metazoa; Chordata; Actinopteri; Cypriniformes; Cyprinidae
Exons: 4
Coding region: 684-1625 (313 amino acids)
Source: RefSeq, a predicted model, not a curated record